AUGUCCGGCCGAGAUAGAGAUAUUGGAAGAAAAUGGGAGUCUGGAUCAGCAAAAAGAAAAAGAAAAACUGAAAGAACUGCAACCAACAAGGUUUUGAGUUUAAAUAUGAUGAAGUUCCUCAACCAAACUGCAUCUGGUAGUACAGAACCUUCUGAAUCGAUAGCUUCGACUUCUACACAACAAACGAACGAGAUACCGUUGGAAAUAGCUUCAGAUUCUCUGAAUACCGAGAGCGAACGUCAGUUAGACGUAGAGCUUGGAUCAUCUUCUAGCCAAUCAAAAUUUGACGCUGAAACUCUUGUGCUGUCAUCAAUCAAUCAAGAAGAACAGAUUGACAUAGAUACUCCAAUUCACAGCGACGACGCCAGCGCCAUAGUUCAGCAAGUACUUGUUAAUUCGGAUCUGGGAUUGUGGACGUUUCCCAUAACGGAUUCACAGCGUCGUGACAUAGUUCGAAGCGGUCCCACACAGCAAUUAAAUAGCGGUGAUGAAUAUUAUCCCAAAGGUGAUGAUCACAGACACUUUUCCAAUUUCUAUUUCUCGAGAAAACUAAAUAAUGGUGAAACUCAACAUCGUCGCUGAUUUUGUGAUGCGUCAACUGGUACAAUAGUUGAACAUUUUAUAGGAUUUCUAGCUGUAACUGAGACAACUGGAGAAUAUUUAGCCAAUGCUAUACUGGAACACCUAGAAAAAUACGACUUAAAUAUUCAAGACUGCCGUGGCCAGGGAUACGACAAUGGUGCAAAUAUGGAUCGGGCGGCGGGGAGUGUCGGACUCUUACUGACUCAAAACCCCCCCGGCCGAGGCCGCGGUGCCUCAUUGCGCUUACCCCGCAACUGCGGCUGUACAUCAGCCCUAUAG
Molecule: messenger RNA, 861 nt
Organism: Spodoptera exigua (beet armyworm)
Lineage: Eukaryota; Metazoa; Arthropoda; Insecta; Lepidoptera; Noctuidae
Source: the annotation of a GenBank genome assembly